GCCAAUGUAUUUUUGUUUUGAACAAUAAUAAAGUAAAGUACAAACUGAUUUUUGAAUACCUCCCUAAAUUUUAUGUAAUAAUUGUAAUUUAGAUAACGAUCAUAAAUGUUUAUUUAUAAAUUAUUUUCAUCAAUGUAACAAAUUAUGUGAUGUGAUUGAUAAUCUCACGAGUUCAACAGUUUUAAUAUAUUUCCCAAUUCUUCGUAUUUUCUCUGCCUCAAAAUAUUUACAUAAAGGGAUUUUAUAUCUAAUGGAAACCACAAAAGCUAACAGUGCAUUUCUGUGCAAUUAUGAAGUGAUGCAGAUUUUACAGACAUUGAAAGAUAAUACUCAAAAGAAACAUAAAAGAGAAGGAUCUUUAGCUACCGUUACAUAUGAGACGGUUAGAUAUUUGCAAGAUACAGAAUGUAAAAAUCAAACUGCGGAUUCAGUUAGAAAAUUCUUGGAAGCAAUGAAACCCUUCAAGUUAACUAAAUUGGAGAAAUUAAUGAUGGUUAAUACUCCACCGAGAACUGAGCUAGAAAUACAAUUAAUUGUACAAGAAAGUGAGGAGCGUUUGUCAGAAGAUGAUGUACAGAAGAUUAUUCAAAUUGUAAAUGAGUUCUUCCCACCAACCUCAAGCUAACAUAAGCCACAAUGUAAUUUAAGAUAUAGUAAAUAAUAUAUUUUAUGUAAUAAACAGUUUAAAAUAUUA
Molecule: messenger RNA, 694 nt
Organism: Colias croceus (clouded yellow)
Lineage: Eukaryota; Metazoa; Arthropoda; Insecta; Lepidoptera; Pieridae
Product: DNA-directed RNA polymerase III subunit RPC9-like
Exons: 4
Coding region: 251-625 (124 amino acids)
Biological process (GO): transcription initiation at RNA polymerase III promoter
Cellular component (GO): RNA polymerase III complex
Molecular function (GO): nucleotide binding
Source: RefSeq, a predicted model, not a curated record